AAAAAAGGAAACAGAGAAACAAACAACCCACAAAUAGCUAUGAGAAUGAGUUGAUACAAUGAGAUGAAGAAUAUAAUGAAAAAAUAGAAAAAAGGAGAGAAGCAAGAAUCAAUGGCGAAAAAGGUGAGAAGGGGGAGGAUGAUGGUAGGGAAAAGAGCUGGCCCCUCUACUCCAUCAACGCCGUGGCCACAUUUUGACUCCACCCAACACUUGACUCCUCCUCCUGUUUCCGCUAGAACACUGUGUGUCAACCUUUGGCAACUUCAACCUCUUUCCCCACCCCCCAUUAUGCCUAAACUGCCUCCCAACCUUCGCCCUCACCAUGUUCAGGAUAAGGGUUUUCAUGCUGAUGCUUAUCAUCGUCUUCAUCAGCCAAGUAGCUUGAGGAGGCAUAAUGCAGCAUCAGUUGAAAGAAGUGGGCACGGUUUUUUAAGCCCUGUAUCCCCAUCAGUGGUGGCAUCUUAUAACCCUGCAAUCACGUCAUGUACUUCUUUAGGAGGAUCUGGUUAUAGGCUUAAGACAUCAUCGGAGUUACUCAAGGGCUUUCGGUCUUCGACUGUUUCGUUCAUCUUCCUGGAGGGUUUCAUUGGUUUCAUCGGUCUUCAACGGUUUCACUUUUCUUCAUCCUGCUGAUGGUACAGAACUGCUGCUUUAUUUAUUUGAGAUGCUUUCAUUAUCAGUGUAACGGGUUAAAUGGGUUGGACGGAAAUUAGAUUCUUCUCCAUGAAAUUAGGCCAACUCCUUUUGCAAAUGAAGAUAUAAUAGGUAGGGAAGCUAUGCUACAUAUAUGAUAUAACUGCCAGCAGUAAUUCUUUUAAUUCUUCAUCCGCCAAAACUCAUUUUUCAUAUCUCAACAAAUAGCUGCAUUAUGCAUUGUAAGAUAAUUUUGGUGAUUAAAUCUAGCAAAAAUAUGUAUUUGACUAUUUUUUAUAUUAA
Gossypium raimondii (Peruvian cotton) is the source of this 936-nucleotide messenger RNA. RefSeq lists its product as uncharacterized. The record is from RefSeq and is a predicted model, not a curated record. The transcript has 5 exons. Bases 112 to 633 code for a protein of 173 amino acids. NCBI's taxonomy places the organism in Eukaryota, Viridiplantae, Streptophyta, Magnoliopsida, Malvales, Malvaceae.